AUGUCCUCUUCCCCUGGUCUUCCACAACAACAGGUUACGACCACACCUUUACCACUCCACUUGCAGCAAAAUAAACAACAAAAUCAUCACAACCAUUUACAACAAUCCCAACAACACCAAAACAACCGUCUACAAAAACAGAAACAACAGCAUCAGAAACUCCAACACCACCGCCCUCCGUUCCCAACCGUGUCGCCAUCAAAGUCUCCUCGAAAUAACGGUGGGGGCGAUUCGGAGGCAGAGACUGUCGUCUUGCAAUCAAUCGAGGUGGCCCCCAAUACGCGAAAAAAUGACGAUGAAAUCAGUGAAUAUGAACGCGGUCGUCGGAGACGGGGCUCAGAAGUACGUCCUCCAGUUGAUCAAGAACGACCUCGACGAACAAGACCAUUACGGACGGGUCCCGCCAAACGCCGUCUCAAAGAAGAAGACCGUGAUGAAGAAUACUCUUCCGACUUGAGUUCCGCCCCAUCACGAUCUUCCCGUCCCAAUUCACCUUCACAUCCCAUGCGUCGUCGUGCCAAACACGGCACAGGCCAUCAGAAGCCGAAGGUGCAUGGUGGUUCUUCUGCGUCCGAAGGAGAUAACUCGGACCGGGAAGAGACUCGUCAGAGCCGACUGAGAUCUAGGAAAAGAAGAAGAAGUCUGAUGGAUUCAUCACCCCCCAAUCAUCGUAUUAAAUCAUCUCCCCCAAUUUCUCCCCAGCCUCUCGGCAGCCCCAUAAAGAUUGCCUGCGCCCCUACUUACCAACCGUGGCGACAUAUCGUCCUCUUCGUCGCGAGACAAUUCACCCUCCUCAGUUCCCCGAUCACGAAGACCCCAAUCCGUCCGAACUCCUGGCUCACCAAUGAGCACUUCCCACAAACCAAAACGAGAUACAGCCGGCCGGACACAUCUCCACAGAGCCUGCCAACGGGGGAUGUUGCGGAGGUUGAGGCUAUCUUGAAUGCGGGUAAAGAAUUCUUGAAUGCAGAAGAUAAUGCGGGGUACCAGCCCCUACAUGAGGCGUGUUUACAUGGUCACUUGGAGGUGGCCAAAAUUCUCAUCAAAAAUGGUGCACAAAUCGAUCAGCCAUCCAAAAUUGAACAGGAUACACCACUGCUGGAUGCGGUGGACAAUGGACAUACCGAGGUUGUUAGAUACCUUCUUGAGUUGGGUGCAAAUCCACGAAAAAGGAAUAAGCAAGGCCAGACAGCCAUGGACGCCAAUGAAUCCAACCGUGAAACAGAGGAGGUUUUUGAAGAAAUCGAAGGGUUGCUCAAGGCUGCAAUCAGCGAGUUGCGGAAACAACGCCCCUCUGACGAUGAGACCGCACGGGCUAGCGUCGCUGCCGACAGCCAUUCCUCCCGUGAUCCUUCAGUAGCCAGUCCAGUACACCAAUCCCCACCAGCACCAAGCAUUCCCACCGGAGUCCGCCGACGGAAUGCUCGGACCGAACAGAGCAGGAAAGAUCUGCUCUGGCUAGAUCCCGGGAAAAACGGGCUGCAGAAAUUAAGGGAAAAAGCCCGUGAGGGGGAUCAACAGAUGGUACACGCAUUACUGGAGCGGGGAACUAAGCCGGAUACUGAGUGUUUAAUUGGGGCUAUUAAAGGCGGUCACGCUGAUACAGUUAGUCUACUCUUGGCGUAUGGUGACACAAUAGUGGAUCCCGAGCCUGGGUCGUCCCAGGGCCAUCGAAAGACGAGGGAUAAUUCAAUGCCGGCGGUGGAGGAAACACCCAUGCUCGCAGCUAUCGGUCGAGGUAACCUGACUGUUUUAAACUAUCUGUUGGCAAAUGGGGUGAACCCGAGAAGACUGGACCAUAAGGGGAAAUCAUACAUGGAUAUUGCACGGGAGCGAGAAGGGGAUCUCUGGCAAGAUGAGGUUAACAUGUUGCAGGAGGCUUAUGACAAGGCGGGUAGUGGUAAAAUAGAGAAGGCUUCUCGCCGCGGACACUCACCAGAAAAUUACAGGAAUACAUCACCUAAGCCAAAAAAGCUUAAUGACACCAAAGGUACGUCAUCUGGAUCGCGGAGACCAAACUCGACCCUCGCAUCGGCAAAUACCCCCCGACGAUCCGCAUCUACGGGCCCAUCUAGAUGGUCAUCCACUUCCGCAAACCCGGCAAAAUAUGAAGACACGACCGCUGUUUCGGAUCAGGAGGAAGUAUCUGCCGAGCCUUUAGGACCACCCAAAAACCGUUCCAAAAAGGGGAAACGCAGCGAAUCGGACUCACUUGCCCCUCCAGUUGCGAAGAAAAAACGACGUCUGAUUUCUGGGAAGGAUUUGGCCGAGGAAUCAUUGGCCCGUUCAUCACAGGAGCCAACAAGAUCAGUCCCCCCAGAAAGUGAUCUUGAUUCAAAAGAGAAACCUCCUGCCAAAAAUUCCACUAAAAAGCACAGGGCAAACUCUGCAAUGGAAGAAACCAUCCGGGUAGAACAAAAGCCUAUUAUUUCGAGGAAAUUAAGGAUGGGAUCGGAAGAUACUCGAAUGUCAGAUUCAGCUACUGAGCGAGCUACACAUAAAGCCAGAAACGACGAUUCAAAUCUUCUGAGACCGGAUAAUAUCCCCUCUUCUAAAGAUAAAAAGCCUCAACUGGGCGGCAAGCGGGAUAGGACACGCUCGCCCACAGCUCACUCUGACUCUGGCCGAAAACUAGAAAAGGAAGAGCCCAGGAAACAACGAAAACUUGUCGACAAGCAAGAGAAAUAUGACAGUGACAGCACGCUUAAACGGGUAACUGUGAAGGAGGAGGGCAAAUCUCGGAAGCCACCCCAAACAAGGCGCGAUUCCCCCGAUGGCAGACGGCAAUCUGUAUCGACUACUGAAGCUUCGGAAAAGGAAGAUCAGCGUCAGCGUAUCUUACGGGAACGGGAAGAUACAGAGCGUGAUCGGCGUGAACGUGAAAAGAGGCAACGGGCGAGAGGCGAGAAAGAGGAGGCGAAGCGCCGCGCGGAGUCAAAAGAACAGAAGCGCCAGGAGGAGUCGAAAGAACAGAGACGCCAGGAGGCUCUUAGAAAGGAGCUUGAGUCAAUCCUCCGGAAGGCACGUGAAGAGUCGAAACGGGCCAGCGAGGAUCAAGUCAUUGACCGCGAGCUAGAAGUCCGCCGACAGCGAGAGGAAAAAGAGAGACGGGAGAAGGAGCUCCGAGAGAGAGAGGAAAGGGAACAGGAGGAAAGGGAGGCCAGGGAGGCCAGGGAGAGGGAGGAGGCUGCUGCACGAGAACUAGCCCGACGGCAAGCUGCCGAGCGGGAAGCAAAAGAGCGGGAAGCAAAAGAGCGCGAGGAGCGUGAGGCAAGAGAGCGUGAGGCUAGGGAACGCGAGGCCAGAGAACGCGAGAUCAAAGAGCGCGAAGCCGAGAGGAAACGCCGCGAAGAGGAAAUCCGGCAAGCAGAGGAAAUCCGGCAAGCAGAGGAAAUCCGGCAAGCAGAGGAAACCCGCAAACGUGAAGAGGCCAUACGCCGCGAGCAGGAAGUACUACAGAAGAAGCUUGCCGAGGAACAACGCCGCAAAGAGGAAGCCGAAAAACAGCGUCUAGAAGCAGCUGAGAAUCAGCGUCGUGCAGCAGAGGCUGAGCGGAAGCUUGCUGAAGAGGAGGCUCGUAGGCGCCAAGAAAUUGAGCGAGCUGAGAAAGAGGCCUUAGUUCGACGAGAGGCCGAGCAACUACAGCAGCAGCUUGCGCUGGAGGCAGAGCGUAAACGAAUUGAGGACGAGGAGCAGCGUGAGCUUGCGAGGAAAAGGGCACUGCCUUUCGCACUUAGAGAGAUGGAGAACGGCAAUACACCUGUCGAGAGCUCAAGGUUUAUGCCUUUAUACUCUGCGGUGCUUCCUCCUCAGUCAACUGCGGGCUCGACUCCGGUCAAACCGGGUAUGAAUGGUUGUGGGCCACAAAAGCCGCAGCAGUACAUUUUGAAUGUGCAAGCAGCUUUAGUGCUUGGAAGUACUGACCUUCAGUUUUCGAGUUACCCUGACAUUCGUAGACUUGAAGUUAAUGACCAGCAUCGGUCGAGGAUGUGGUCAGUCCUUUCGGUCAUGCUUUGUGAGAGUGUACAUCUCAGCGGUCACCGUUCGAUUGAAGAAUUGGAGAAAUCACGUAGGGAGGAGAGGGAAAAAUUCUUGAAGAUGUCUCCUGUCUUUUGGAUGAAGGUUGACGACCUCCGCACCAUCAUUCAGGAAGACCACAAGUACGACAAUCUCGCAAGCCAAACAAUCCGCACUGUCGACGUAGAUUUAAGCUGUUCUGUCCUUGUAACCCCUAUGAAGGUCAAUGGGGACGGGCCAACUACUCCCACUUCUGCACCUACCAUUACGAAGGAGGAAAUGGCCCAGAGAUUGCAGCGAUUAUUUGGCACACCAUUGACAUCGUCUUCGCUCCAAUACAACAACCAAUCUCAUGUUUCUUCCUCGCCUUCACCUCUUUCUUCCCAACUCACAGUAUCUAUGCCGCCCCCCUCUUAA
Morchella importuna is the source of this 4434-nucleotide messenger RNA. RefSeq lists its product as uncharacterized. Gene Ontology annotation, molecular function: protein binding. The record is from RefSeq and is a predicted model, not a curated record. The transcript is spliced from 4 exons. NCBI's taxonomy places the organism in Eukaryota, Fungi, Ascomycota, Pezizomycetes, Pezizales, Morchellaceae. The coding region runs from base 1 to 4434 and encodes 1477 amino acids.